Messenger RNA from Tremella mesenterica DSM 1558, 1758 nucleotides. RefSeq lists its product as uncharacterized. Bases 339 to 1625 code for a protein of 428 amino acids. The transcript has 4 exons. Lineage: Eukaryota; Fungi; Basidiomycota; Tremellomycetes; Tremellales; Tremellaceae. The record is from RefSeq and is a predicted model, not a curated record.
CUUUGUUUCUCAUCUUGACUUUAUCAUCCAUCUAUAUCUAUCGAUACCCUAUACAACCUCGUCUUGCCUAGAGCAAACGAGUGAAGCCUCGACGGCAUCUUGAUAAACUUGACGUUUGUCUCACCCUUGUCUUUCACCUCCAUCUCUCUCACGAGUUUUCCCCUUACUUUUCUAUCACUCCUUUAUCCGUUCUUCAGAACCAAGGAUCUUAAACAAGGUUUCUCUCUUUCUCACGACUUCGACUCGAAUAAACGACAAGCUUUCAAACUUUUGAUUCGUUCACAUCAACUCACGACAUCUUACUGUAAAGGAUUAAACCAACGACGAGCCACUCAAAAAUGUUUUCGAUAUUUAUCGGAUUGAUACUACUUUCAACAACCGCAUUGGCACAUUGUCAAUUGAGUUAUCCUCUACCUAUCAGAAGUCAAUAUGAUACGACUGUGGGAAAUGAAUAUAAGGAUUAUUCAUACACCAGUCCAUUGAUCACCGAUGGACCUUAUCCUUGCAAGGGAUUUCUCAACUCCUCCUCUUCCCUCUUAUCGCCCAAAGCUACUCUUCAUCCCGGUCAACCAUUCACAUUCGACAUCAUGGGUACUGCCACUCAUGGUGGUGGAUCAUGUCAAGUCUCUCUUUCUUACGAUAUGGGUGUCACUUGGUCUGUCAUUUAUUCUCAUAUGGGUGGAUGUCUUAUCGAUGGUAUGUCAACUACCAUCACCAUUCCCGAAGAAGCUCCUUCAGGAGAAGCGAUCUUUUCUUGGGGUUGGUUCAACUUGUUGGGGAAUAGAGAAAUGUAUCACAAUUGCGCUAUUGUCACCGUCACCGAUACUGAAGAUACGAAUACCCAAUCUACGAAGAGAAAACGUAGUUCGACUGGUUUAAACGAUAAAACAAAUUUUCCAGAACCUUUCGUGGCUAAUGCAGGUGUGAAUGAUUGUCAUACUAUCGAAAAUAUACCUGUGGUAUUUCCAAACCCAGGUAAGAACGUAGUUUACGGUGGGACUUAUAAAGAUACGAAACCUACCGAUCCGGCUGGAUUUACAGGGGAUAAUUGUGUUGGUCCUUCUUCUGGUUCAAACGUUGUUUUACCAACAAACAACGAAACGAGUUCAGGAAAUACUUCUCCUUCUUCUUCCUCCUCUUCGAUUACCUCGACUUCUUCUUCCACUUCAACUUCUACAUCCGAUAGUAGUGGAAGUAAAUCUUCCCCGGCACCAAACCCAAUCGAUGCUGAAUCAACCAACACAUCCACUACAUCUUCAACUCCUAGUCAAAGUUCUAUCACUCCUUUAAGGGUUAUAUCACCAGUGGGUCAACCUCCAAAAGGAUCUACAACGAAUACAACCAUCACAUCUUCAGGUAUCACAAACUCUUCUAUUCCAGACGAAGGAUUAUCCAGUGAUACCAAUACGAAUUCAACCACGACCGACGCUUCUGUUCCAGUAAAAGGAACAUGUCAGAAACCAUUCACCACGGGUAAACGUUCGUUACGUCGUAGAGACGUACAUGGGAGACAUCAAAGGGUUUCGAGACGUAAAACCGGUCAAGGGGAUGUAGUGGGUUUGAUCGAAAAACGACAUGAACGCCUGGUGCGUCGAGCCGUUUUGGUGGAGAGUGGUUCUUCUUGAACGAUCGAUGGAGGUAACGAAGUUUAUUAUCUUUGAGAAUCUGUGGUAUCUCAGGGAAGAAGGGUUAAGGUGGUAUUGUACAUGACAUAAUCACAGAGAUGUAGGAUGCAAUUACUUUGCUUCCAUCCUUAGU